This is a messenger RNA of Tetrahymena thermophila SB210, 1713 nucleotides long. RefSeq lists its product as hypothetical. Lineage: Eukaryota; Ciliophora; Oligohymenophorea; Hymenostomatida; Tetrahymenidae. The record is from RefSeq and is a predicted model, not a curated record. The transcript is spliced from 4 exons.
AUGAGAAAAGUAUUUAUUGCUUUAGCAUUAAUCGCUUUAUGCUCUGCUUUAAAUCUUCAUGAAACCCUUUCCAAGUAGGGUUAUGAAGAAAAGCCUCACUACUUUGGUUUCAAGUAGCUCACUAAGGAAUACAGUGAUUUUGUUGAUACUGUUUUAAUUGACGGAUUCAAAACUGUCUUAGAAGAUCCCUCUCUUUACGCCACCUUCCUUAAGACUAUCACUUCUUUCACCGAAGAAGAUAAGAACUCUGCCUUCAUUAACUGCUCUAAAGGUACCAAGCCUAAUUUCUUCAAAUUUAUUGGAGACUAAGACGGUGUUGUUGGUCCUAACGGUUCUGAAACUAUCACUUUAACACCCACUGAAGGUGAUUGCUUCGAAUCAGUCACUGUCUAAUACACUAAAAUCAGCGACAAGAGUGUUGAAUUGAUCUUCACUCCUGGUAACAGAAGAAAUGGUACUGCUGAUAACUGUAAGGACUCUUACACUGUUGGUUCUACUACCAAUUAUCACGCUCUUGCUUUAGGUUAGCCCAACAAGCCUCACAAGUGGACCUUGAAGCACUUGAAGCCCCAAAAUAUGCAAGCUAUUGAAUCAUUCGGUUUAAGAAUUUUCAAGACUUGUGACAAAUUCGCUAACAUUUUACCUGAUCUCGUUAUCACAGUCGGUCUCUUCGCUGGUGGUUUUGGUCUCAAUCCUGAUGUCCCCAUUUUCGGCUCCAAGCCCACCUGGUGGAUGGAAGUCCUUAACCCCUUAUUCAUCUAAUAAGGUACUGGAUAUCUUUGGAUCAAGAGAGAAGACAAGUUUGUUGAUUUAGAUUAAACUGAAGUUCACCCUGGUGAUUUCCUCAUCAUCACUAGAAUGGAUGGUUUGGAUCAAAUUAUUCAAUGGGGUACUGGUUCAAGAAGUGGUCACUCUGUCACUCUUUUGGAUAUUGAUGGUGAAAUGUACGCUGUCGAAUCUCAAGAUGCUUGGUACUGGCCCAAGAAGAAAAUCCAAAGAAACACUUGGAAGGACUGGAAACAAUAUGCUUAAAAUGCUGGCUUCAACGUCGCUCUUUUACCUUUGAGAGAAGAAAUUAGAUAGAAGUUCAACAACACUGCCGCUUUAGAAUGGUUCGAAACCGUUGAAGGUGUCCCAUAUGGUUACCACAACUUCUUAUUCGGUUGGAUUGAUACUGAAAAUAAAAACUUACCUGCCGUUCUUGACAUCAACUUUGUUUACAGCGUUUUGACUCUUAUUGAAAAGUUCAUCCCUGCUGUUCCCAAAUCCCUCGUUGGUGAAGCCAUGAACAAGAGAUUAGGAACUGAAAAUCUUAAUUUGGUCUAAUUAUACGAAGUUAUGUUCCAAAGAAACCUCACUGUUGCUGAAGUUUUCGCUAUUCCUGAAUAAGAUUCAUGGAUUUACUCUGAUGGUCCUUCCAUGGUCUGCUCUUCCUUCGUUGCUGCCAUUUGGAAAGCUGGUGGUCUCUUCGAUGGACUUGAAAUUAACGCAACUGAAUUCACUCCUAGAGAUGUAUAUCAAACUAACUUCUUCGAUAAGAAAUACAAAAAGCCUGAAAAGUGCCUUAAGGAUGGUCUUCCUUAUUGCUAAAUCAUGGGUAAAUUCGUUAUGGAUGUUGCUACUGAUGGUUACAGCAGUAUCAACCCUUACAGCAACAUGUUCGAACACUGUCCCUCUCAACCCCCCUUGUUUUUACGUACCAAGGGUUGUUGA